Phyllotreta striolata is the source of this 726-nucleotide messenger RNA. The record is from the annotation of a GenBank genome assembly. NCBI's taxonomy places the organism in Eukaryota, Metazoa, Arthropoda, Insecta, Coleoptera, Chrysomelidae.
GACGAAGAUAUUGAUCCAGUCGAGUUGUGGUCAGUAUAGCAAAAUAAUUAGUCAAAAUGAACGCAGUGAUUUUUCUGGUAUCUCUAGUGGUAGGUGUUUGUUCUGCCCAAUAUCGACCUUAUUAUGACGGAGCUAAUAUUAAAAUACUCAGUCAAACGCAGGAAGGUCCAAACACAGAUGGUUCGUAUAGAUGGAGUUAUCUAACCGAAAAUGGCAUCAACGCAGAAGAAGAAGGACGAUUGAAAAACGUCGGUUCGGUAAAUGAGGCGAUGGAUGUUAGAGGGGGUUUCAGUUACGUUGCUCCUGAUAAUACGCCGAUUUCUUUAACAUACACUGCUGAUGAAAACGGGUUCAGAGCUUCAGGACCACAUUUACCGACCCCACCGCCAAUACCUCCAGCGAUUCUGAGAGCUUUGGAGUGGAUUCGGACGCAUCCUGAUCCUAGAUAUCAACCCAGACCAGAAGAUAGAUACUGAAUUAUGCAGAAUUAGAUAAAAUUGCACGCUUAUCCAAAUAUUGUAUUGUUUUUAUCGAGAUCACAUGCUCUAGAAAGAUUAAUUUGCACUCAGAUUUUUAGUCUACCUAACAAUUUGUAUGUUAAUAAGUUUAAAAUAUUCAGCACAAUUGUUUAUAAUGCUGUUGAAUUUGUUAAUACUUUUUAUAGUUGUGUAUGUUUUAUAAUAAUUAUGUAUGUACUUAUAAAUAAAUGCAUGUUAUUUUCAGCAA